Messenger RNA from Hyaena hyaena (striped hyena), 2717 nucleotides. RefSeq names its product translin associated factor X (gene TSNAX). Gene Ontology annotation, molecular function: RNA binding; sequence-specific DNA binding; RNA endonuclease activity. The record is from RefSeq and is a predicted model, not a curated record. Lineage: Eukaryota; Metazoa; Chordata; Mammalia; Carnivora; Hyaenidae. Gene Ontology annotation, cellular component: cytoplasm; nucleus. The coding region runs from base 575 to 1447 and encodes 290 amino acids. The transcript has 6 exons.
GUUCGCCCUCGAGGCUGAAAGGACCUCCCCGUCGGUGACCGAGGACUCGCUCUUCCUCACAGCCUGGUCGGGAGAGCCGCAGGGCCAGCUGAUGCGGACGAACUACAAGCCCCAGUACUCCUCGCGCGGAAAGGCUGGGUCCACGCGGUGGAAACGCGGGGGUGUUCCAAAGGUGCCUGGAGGAAAAAAAAAAAUCUCGUACAUCUUCCGCCUCUGUCCACUUUCACACACGCCUCGCCUCCAUCGUCUGUUGUAUUAGAGCACGCAGUGAAGCGUGUGAGGUCGCCCUGUCUGCAGGCACAGCAGAGGGCAGGCACGACCACAGCGCGCGGGCGCGAGGCCCCCCGGGCCGUGAGCGGGGCGGAGCCCGAGGCGGCGGGGCCGGCGCGCAGGCCGGAAGUGUGCGAGGGCGGAGGGAGAGGCGUGAGUGGCUGCGGCCGCGCGCUUCCGGCCAGUGCGUUGACGUCAGCCGGCUGCAAAGGGCUUCUCGGCAGGCUCUCCGGCCGGCACCUUGCGCACUCCGCCGGCUCCCGGGCCCUCAGUCCCCGCUAGUCUCGCCGUAGGCCGCGACGACAUGAGCAGCAAAGAAGGAUCAGGAGGGUUCAGGAAAAGGAAGCAUGACAAUUUCCCACAUAACCAGAGGAGAGAAGGGAAGGAUGUUAAUUCAUCUUCACCUGUGAUGUUGGCCUUCAAAUCAUUUCAGCAGGAACUUGAUGCAAGACACGACAAAUAUGAGAGACUUGUGAAACUCAGUCGGGAUAUAACUGUGGAAAGUAAAAGGACAAUUUUUCUCCUCCAUAGAAUUACAAGUGCUCCUGAUAUGGAAGAGAUUUUGACAGAAUCAGAAAUGAAAUUGGAUGGUGUUAGACAAAAGAUCUUGCAGGUAGCCCAGGAGCUCUCAGGAGAAGACAUGCAUCAGUUCCAUAGAGCCAUUACCACAGGACUGCAGGAAUAUGUGGAGGCUGUCUCAUUUCAACACUUCAUCAAAACACGAUCACUUAUCAGUAUGGAUGAAAUUAAUAAACAAUUGAUAUUUACAACAGAAGAAUAUGGAAAAGAAAAUAAGACCCCCUCCUCUGAUGCACAGGAUAAGCAGUUUGGUACUUGGAGACUGAAAAUCACACCUGUUGAUUACCUUCUGGGAGUGGCUGAUUUAACUGGAGAGUUGAUGCGGAUGUGUAUUAACAGUGUGGGGAACGGGGACAUUGACACCCCCUUUGAAGUGAGCCAGUUUUUACGUCAGGUUUAUGAUGGGUUUUCAUUCAUUGGCAAUACUGGACCUUACGAGGUUUCUAAGAAGUUGUAUACUUUGAAACAGAGUCUGGCCAAAGUGGAGAAUGCUUGUUAUGCCUUGAGAGUCAGAGGCUCAGAGAUUCCAAAACAUAUGCUGGCAGAUGUCUUUUCAGUUAAAACAGAAAUGAUUGAUCAAGAAGAGGGCAUUUCCUAGAAUACCACCCUCAGUUGUUAUUCUCUUGAGAGACCAGUUUGUAAGACUGUUAUUUAGUAUUUCGUUGGACUUUAUUGUGGCUUUUAAAUAGAGAUGUUUUCAGUUGUACUUGUUUUAAAUUGUAAACAAACUGUACAUAAAAUUAUCGAAACGAAUCAUUUCUUAUAUCUUACUCAUGAAAGUUUGCAUACAAAUGGUUGCAUAUAUGCCUCUUUGUAUUUUUGCUGGCUACCCUCGUUGUUUAUCUUUGUAAUGUGAACGUGCUUCAGAGCGCACUUUCUGCCAUACCUGUUUUAAUUUACAUUGUGUGAAGUGUGGAGUGGUAAUAUUUAGUGGAGGCCAUUUAUAAUUUAAGUUGGUGAUUUUGUUAUAUAUAGAAAAGACUUCUUAGUUACACAUUUGGACUUGAGCUUCCUGUUUAAAUUUCUUGGUAAUAUUUUGUGAAGCCUCCAAAAUAGGCUUCUUCCAUAGAAUAAGGAUUAAAAGUUAUUAAGUUAUCAAAAUACUUAAUUUUAUGAAGUAUUAUAGUGAGAAUUCAUAUUAUCUUCUGGCCAGUUUUUAGGCCAUUUUGAACCCAUUUGAAAGAGCCUUCCAGAAAAAUUGACAGAUACCCAGAUUUUAGUUUCUACAUUUAACUUUUAUCCUUUAGCACAUAAAGUCUCCUAGUGAACUGGAGCUAACAUAAUACUUUCCCUGGUGUUUGAGUUCAGUUAUAUACUUGUACAUACAUCUGGAAAGCUGUUAGGGAUUAUUUAGCAAUUCUUUUGUUGUCAUUAUAUUGCAUUAGGCAUGUUUCUUAUAGAUGCAUCUAUAAGAAAUUACAUUUAAAUAAUUACAAUGAAGUUUGAAAUUUUUGAAAUACUAAGUUAAUUCAAACCUUUAUAGUUGUCCAGUUGUGUUACUUAAUAGUAUAAAAAGUUGCCAAAGAAAAUUUAUCAUGUACAAUUCAGCAAUAAGACAAUUGUCGACACAGUGGGGAAUAACAAUGGUAGUCUUUAGUAAUAGUUAGAAUUGGAAUUUGCCUACUGAAGUUAGUUGUAGAUUAUUCCCUGUGAUGUGAAACUGACUUGAGCAUGACACUAUUGGCUGACAACCAGACAUUUCCAUUUGGUUUUGUGAAUUUUUAGAAUCUAGAUACUGGAUUUUAUUUUUGGAAAGAUUAGCUGCUCUGUUUGCAAGACCUGAUUCUUUGAAAGUGAAAUUUUCCAAAAAAAUAUCAUGUAAAAGAAAAUAAAACAUAGACAUGCCUAAUAAAUUAGGUUGGUUGGUG